Molecule: messenger RNA, 1569 nt
Organism: Macroventuria anomochaeta
Lineage: Eukaryota; Fungi; Ascomycota; Dothideomycetes; Pleosporales; Didymellaceae
Product: general substrate transporter
Exons: 2
Coding region: 1-1569 (522 amino acids)
Biological process (GO): transmembrane transport; carbohydrate transport
Cellular component (GO): membrane
Molecular function (GO): carbohydrate:proton symporter activity
Source: RefSeq, a predicted model, not a curated record
AUGAUUGAACAUGUGGCCAUCGACAGCGACCUACAGCUCGGUGAGAGCCUUGUUGAAAAAGACCGCGACAGUUCCUUGUGGGCUUCGGCCAUAUCACACAAACUAAUCUUGGCACACUCGAUUGCUGCGUUCCUGGCUGGAGGAGUUUUUGGAUACGACAGCGUCAUCAACGGAGCCUCCAUCUCCAUGCCUGCCUUUAUCCUUUACUUUGGCGAGCGCACAGCGACAGGAUCCUUGUUCGUUCCUUCUAUUUGGGCGUCGAUGUGGACUGCCAUGUCGUACUUGCUCCAAGCCAUCGGUGGAUUUGGCAUCGGAUUUCUCUCUGACCGGAUUGGACGCAAAUGGGCCUGCGUAGGCGCCGCUUGCAUCUCAACCGUGGGCGUUGGUGUUCAGUUCGCUGCCACAAACCGGGGAAUGCUUCUUGGUGGAAAGAUGAUCAACGGCUUAGCCAUCGGGUGCAUCUUCGCAUCGGCCACAUCUUGGGCAUCCGAAAUCUCGCCCCUGCGUCUUCGAGGUCCUAUCCAGUCCAGCAUCGUCCUCUUCAUGGUUUUGAUGCAAGCAAUCGGCCUCAUAACAAUCCGCGUGUACAUCGAAAACAUGUCGCCUUCGGCUUUCCGCACAGUCUUCGCCUUGCAAUGGAUCUGGCCUGUUGCUGCUGGUCUGGCCUUCCUCAUCAUGCCCGAGUCACCGAUUUUUCUCGUGCAGAAAGGCAAGAUUGAUGCUGCAAAGAAGACGUUGUCUCGCCUCUACGGGUCUAAAAACCACAUCAAUGCCCGCCUCGCGGUCCUAUGCAAGCAAGUGGAGCAGGAGCGCUCGCAGGCUGAAGCACAUGGUAAUGCUGGCUACCUCGAACUGUUCCGGGGCACCAACCUUAAGCGAACCUUCACAGUCUUCUGGCUCUUCUUUGCUGCCGGACUUAACGGCGCGUCCUUGUUGUCCCAGAAUACUUACGUCUUGAUCAUCGCUGGACUUCCAGCCGUUCACGCAUUCGAUGUCGGUAUCGGAGGCUUUGGUCUAGCCAUUGUAGCAAUCGUGUUCAGCUGGUUCUACAUGGAGAAGUUUGGUCGUCGCUCGAUCUGGCUUGCCGGUGUCGCUGUCAAUGUAGUGAUUAUGGCGGCCAUUGGUGGUCUGUACUACUCAACAUCCAAAGGUAGUCUGUGGGCCGUUGCUAUCCUGAUGAAUGCACUCAUUGCAUGGCAACUUCUCACCAUAACCUCCAUCGGAUGGGUGAUCACCGCUGAGGUCUCAUCCUAUCGCCUACGAGCAAAGACACAGUCGAUCGGUGUGGCCUCAAACGCCGUAGUGACAUGGCUGUUCACCUUCACAGUACCAUACAUGUACAACACAGAUGCUGGUAAUCUGGGCACUCGCACUGGGUUUGUGUUUAUGGCCAGCUCGGUGCUUCUCUUCAUCGGGUCAUGGAUCUUGGUACCCGAUCUGCAUGGCUUCACCACAGAUGAGGUCGACUGGUUGUAUUCGCAAAAGAUUCCGGUCAGACACUUCCAGCAGUAUGCUGAUGGAAGGGCGAAGGAGGGUGCGGCGAUGAGGGUUGACACGACGGGUAAAUGA